Molecule: messenger RNA, 1487 nt
Organism: Quercus robur (English oak)
Lineage: Eukaryota; Viridiplantae; Streptophyta; Magnoliopsida; Fagales; Fagaceae
Product: putative tRNA (cytidine(32)/guanosine(34)-2'-O)-methyltransferase
Exons: 12
Coding region: 300-1250 (316 amino acids)
Biological process (GO): tRNA methylation; cytoplasmic translation
Cellular component (GO): cytoplasm
Molecular function (GO): tRNA methyltransferase activity
Source: RefSeq, a predicted model, not a curated record
CUCCCGUGGCAUUUUUUAGGCCCAUUAUUAUUUUUGGUUUGAGAAUCUAGGCCCAAUAUUUCAAUCGUGACUUUAUUCAUGUCAUGAGAGGGCAGCAGUGGCAGGUCCAACAUUAAUCCUUGCAAACUAAAAGUUCUUCUGUCAGUCAGAAGUCCUGAAAUAAACCGCCAACGACAACAUUUUAGGUUUAAAAUUCAACGAACAUACGUGUGUAACUAACACCUGUCGAUUCCAAAACAAAAACCGCAGGAGUUUGGUCUUUCAAGUUACCACCUACAUAAGUACGAGUUAUUUACAACAUGGGCAAAGCUUCAAGAGAUAAGAGGGAUAUAUACUACAGAAAAGCAAAAGAAGAAGGUUGGCGUGCUCGAAGUGCCUUUAAGCUCCUUCAAAUAGAUGAGGAAUUCAACAUAUUUGAAGGAGUGAAGCGUGUGGUAGAUUUAUGUGCUGCCCCUGGUAGCUGGAGUCAGGUUUUGAGUCGUAGAUUGUAUCUGCCAGCAAAGCUUUCUCCCGACUCAAGGGAGAGUGAUCUUCCUCUGAUUGUAGCCAUUGAUUUGCAGCCCAUGGCUCCAAUUGAAGGUGUUAUCCAGGUGCAAGGUGAUAUAACAAAUGCUCGAACAGCUGAAGUGGUUAUUAGACAUUUUGAGGGUUGCAAAGCUGACCUGGUUGUUUGUGAUGGUGCUCCUGAUGUAACUGGUCUUCAUGACAUGGAUGAAUUUGUUCAGUCCCAGCUUAUACUAGCGGGUUUAACAAUUGUUACUCAUGUACUUAGAGAAGGUGGAAAGUUUAUUGCAAAAAUAUUUCGCGGGAAAGAUACAAGUCUUCUUUACUGUCAGCUGAAAUUAUUUUUCCCUCUUGUGACUUUUGCAAAACCAAAAAGCAGCCGUAAUUCCAGUAUAGAGGCCUUUGCAGUUUGCGAGAAUUAUUCCCCUCCUGAAGGAUUUAAUCCAAAAGAUCUAUAUCGCUUGCUAGAAAAGGUGGGGAGUCCAUCUGGAGGAGAAGAUCUAGAUUGCAGUAGUGGAUGGUUGGAAGGGCCAAAUAAGGUGUAUAUCCCAUUUCUAGCUUGCGGGGACCUCUCUGGGUAUGAUUCUGACCGUUCGUAUCCGUUACCAAAAGUUGCUGAUGGAACUUACAAGAGCUUGGAUCCUGUACAGCCCCCUAUUGCCCCUCCUUAUAAGAGAGCUCUUGAAUUGAAGAAAUCGUCCAGUCAUGGAAUCCAAGAGCUUGAAAAGCUCUCCUUGGAUUCUUGAUCAUGACGUAUAACAAACUCAAGUUGCUAAAUUUGUUAUAUAUGAGUAAUUACUUGAUUAAUGGAUAGACAAUAAUUAGUGUAGGCCUUAAAAACUUUUUGUUGUGCUAAAACACCCAUUGCUUUUUCCUCAUACUGGUUUACUUGUCCCACAAAUUGUUGGGAGCAUCUUUGAUAACAUAUUUCAAUUUAUUUCUGGUAUAUUGGCUACAAGAUAAUAUUGAGGUGAUUUAUGGAA